Oreochromis niloticus (Nile tilapia) is the source of this 1203-nucleotide messenger RNA. RefSeq names its product selection and upkeep of intraepithelial T-cells protein 8-like. Gene Ontology annotation, cellular component: external side of plasma membrane. The transcript has 3 exons. NCBI's taxonomy places the organism in Eukaryota, Metazoa, Chordata, Actinopteri, Cichliformes, Cichlidae. Gene Ontology annotation, biological process: cellular response to lipopolysaccharide; immune response; cell surface receptor signaling pathway. The coding region runs from base 159 to 767 and encodes 202 amino acids. The record is from RefSeq and is a predicted model, not a curated record.
AACGGCCGAAAAAAAGAUUUUGAUCUUUAUUUAAACCUUAAAUGUAAUCUGAUGUGUUCAGGUUUAAACUCAGGUUCAGUUAUUGAGUGAAAACACCAACAGACUCAGACAUUUAGAACAAACUAAGAGUCAGAUCAGCAGAAACAGAGAACACGGACAUGUCUGCUGUAACUGCGUCACUCUGCUCCACGCUGAUGUUUGUCCUGUUCGUCUCUGCAGACCAGAAAAACAUCACAGCUGAGUCUGGACAGGACGUCACUCUGACAUGUCGAGCUCUGAACAACAACAUCAUAGUUUUAGAGUGGAGCAGAGCUGACCUGGGAGAUGAACAAUAUGUGCUUUUGUACCGGGAUGGUCAGUUUGUUCCAGCCAACCAGCAUCCAUCUUUUAAGAACCGGGUGGAUCUGCAGGACAGACAGAUGAAGGAUGGAGACGUGUCUUUGAUUCUGAACAACGUGACGAUUAAUGAUGCUGGAACAUAUGAGUGUGGUGUUGUGCAGCGAGUGAGAGGACCUGUGACUCUAAUCAACACCACCUACCUUCAUGUUGAUCCUCCAGGUCAGACAGGAGGACAAGAGAUGGAUGAAGACAACAAAGAUGGAGGAAAGGAGGAUGGAUCUGUUGGAGUGACUGUUGGUCUGUCAGUUCUUGUUGUUGCUGUUGUUGGUUUCCUGAUCUACAGAAGCUGUAAUCUGAAUCCUGCUGAUCCACAUGUAGCAGAGCAUCUUCAGCAUGAAUGUGAGUCAGAUGAACAAACACAAAGAUAAAUAAAUGAUGGUGAACAUCCAGCAGACGGCUGUAGAAAGCUGGAUGUUCAGAGUCUGAUGUUAUUUCUCUGAUGAUCAUCAUGUUCAGACUCAGACCAACAGUGUGUGUCUGUGCUGUCUGUCAGUGACUCUGAACUACAGUUUCUUCAUCUUCAGGCUGUUCAUGAGAUUUACUGACACAAAGUCAAACUGUGUUACAAACACACAUGAAUUUCUGAGCUCUGAUCUCAGAGUCAGUGAGUGUUUUUGUGUUGGAGCUUCAGCUUCAGCUGUUUGUAAGAACUUGUUCUGUGAGAGAUGAACAACACAGACCUGAGAUCAGCUGUUACACACACUGAAUGAAGUGACAACACAAACGCUGUGUGAUGAUCUGAGUGUAGAUGAAGGUCUGUGGAUUAUAGACGAUCAAUAAUCUGCCUGAUUGUGUUCAGGAUCA